AUAAAAAACCAAAACUUCCCCGGUACUGUGUCUACGGUUUUAGCAUCUCCCUUUUUACACACUUAAAAUUAACCAGGAGGUGUGGACAUCGUCUCUUUUUCCAAAAAAGUAGGGGGUUAUAACCAGAAGUAGCUGGCAACACAUGUGAAGAUGGCUGGCCUCUGCUGGCUGGUGAUGGUGCCAGCCUUCUUCCUGUCUCCUCCAAACAUUUUGGCUGCUGUAGACCAGGACUGGCUCACGAACAUUGUAGCAGCCGUCAAGAACGAGUAUGAACUAGGUGAUUCCUUCAGCGUGGCUUUGAACAUCCCACAGAAUCAAGAUCCAAGCAGUCUCCAAGAAAUCCUUCAGAAUGACCCAGCAGACAGAGUUAGAGGAGCCCUUUCACAGGGCCAAGUGUACAAAGGCACCAGGGUGGUGGCAGCAACACAGUCACAGGCACUAUCACAUGUUCUUCAGAACAUACAACCAUUCAUAAAAAGUAGUGAGGGUAACGUUCUCGUCAUCUACUCUGAAAACUCUCCAAUUUCAAAUGAUAAAGGUAUCACUUUGAACAUUGGUGAUAUCACUCACAACUGGAGUGGUUAUGCGUUUGUUUUUUCUAAUGUAGCUGAUGUUCCUGCUUCAGACACGUCUCAGCUGACUCAAUCAUUUAAGCAUCUUGAGAUUGCCAAACUUGGGCUUAACAACAUAUAUCGUUGUUAUGAACCUGGAGAUGAUACUUUUCAGUGCACAAGUUGCUCCUCGGGGGGAGAUGUUACACCCGAAUGUGUUGCAAACACAGCCCUGUCAAAUCAAGAACAAGGUACAGAUGUAGAAACACCUAAACCAGGCCUUGGCACUGGUCUAUUCAAUGACAUAGGCACUGGUAUAGAGACUGGUAUAGGCAAUGACAUAGGCAGUAAGAUACCUCCAGGCUCAGGUAGGGGAAAAGAGGGUCAAAUGAGCAAAUGCAAAGGAAAUCAAAGAGGAAGCUUCAAACGCAGGGGAGGCAGCCAGCUUAGAGGAGGAGGUCGAUGUAAAAAAGGAAGCAAGCUUAGAGGAGGUGGCCGGCGUAAAAAAGGAAGCAAGCUUAGACGAGGAGGUAGAGGUAAAAAAGGAAGCAAGCUUAGACGAGGAGGUAGACAUAGAAAAGGAAGCAAGCUUAGACGAGGAGGUAGACGUAGAAAAGGAAGCAAGCUUAGACGAGGAGGUAGACGUAGAAAAGGAAGCAAGCUUAGAGGAGGAGGCCAACGUAGAAAAGGAAGCAAGCAAGGCAGAAAACAGGGCAAAGGCAGAAGAGGAAGCAAAAGCAAAAGACGCAAGAAGAGUAGAAGAGGUGGCAAACGUAGACAUGGUUAAGGUAAAACAGGUCUGUCAUAUAGCCUUAAAUUCUGACAAGCAACCCAGUGAAGCUUACAAACACAAAAUCCUCUGAGAAACUGCAUUAUUUUUCCUUUUCAUAGAUUUUUUUAAAUUUUUUUUUAUGCUAGCUUAACUCUUAUUUUUUGGCCUUUAUACACAAAAUAAUUUGCUUUCGAACAUGUCAGUAAGUUAAUAUGACCAUGUCCCAUGUCACCUGCUGUUUAAACCUUCAAGGAGCUGCCAGAAAAUGUUGGUUCAAAAAAAGAAUAAAAUACAUUUGAAAAUAAUUUUUAAAAAAACAUGACAAUAGAAAUUAAAAGAAUAUGUCGACUUUAAGAAUUUUACAACCUUUUAAUGAUUUAAAGAGCUUUUGUGAAACAUUCUUACAGAUCUGUGGUAGGAGCAAUAAACUUGAAACUUUUGUCUUGAAUCAUAAAUUUGAGUCACAUAAAGGGACUUUGAAGAUAUUUGACUACUAUUUCAUUUAGUCAAAGAUUAAACAUGAUCAAAACUUUAAUGUUCUUUUCUUCUUGAUUAAAGCUUGGCUUGGCAUGCA
Messenger RNA from Oreochromis niloticus (Nile tilapia), 1897 nucleotides. RefSeq lists its product as uncharacterized. The coding region runs from base 151 to 1338 and encodes 395 amino acids. The transcript is spliced from 4 exons. NCBI's taxonomy places the organism in Eukaryota, Metazoa, Chordata, Actinopteri, Cichliformes, Cichlidae. The record is from RefSeq and is a predicted model, not a curated record.